Messenger RNA from Patella vulgata (common limpet), 5074 nucleotides. RefSeq names its product DNA mismatch repair protein Msh6. The coding region runs from base 87 to 4157 and encodes 1356 amino acids. Gene Ontology annotation, molecular function: ATP-dependent DNA damage sensor activity; mismatched DNA binding; ATP binding. Gene Ontology annotation, biological process: mismatch repair. The transcript is spliced from 33 exons. Gene Ontology annotation, cellular component: MutSalpha complex; nucleus. NCBI's taxonomy places the organism in Eukaryota, Metazoa, Mollusca, Gastropoda, Patellidae. The record is from RefSeq and is a predicted model, not a curated record.
ACUAAAAACGCGGGAGUUUACUUCACUUAUCCUUUCACCUAGUUGUAAUUUUCAGAAAUUGGUUAAAAUUAUUUGGCAAAUCAACAAUGUCAGCAAAGAAGGCACAACCAAACACUUUAUUUUCUUACUUUAGUAAAACGCCUCCGGCGAAAAACAACGCCAAUCAUGUCUUGUCACCGAAAAAAUCGCCGAAUUCUGACACGAAAAAUUCUGCAGUACAACUUCAAAAUAAUUUUGUCAAACCCAAAAAUGGUGAUGCUUUGCCUGCAGGUACACCAAGACCGUCAGUGAUUAAGACUAAGAAUUCAAAGACAGCAACACCAAAAAAUAAAGUAAAAGACGAGCCUGUAAAUGGAGGUUUUGAACUCUAUGAUGUAGUAUGGGCUAAAUUGGAAGGCUAUCCAUGGUGGCCUAGUUUAGUAUGUAAUCAUCCAACAGCCAAUAAAUUUUAUAAAGGUGGUAAAGUACCGGAAAUUCAUGUUCAAUUUUUUGAUAAUCCUACCAGCAGAGCAUGGGUUAGAUUAAGGAAUAUAAAGCCAUAUAAGGGGUCAAAGGACCCAGAAUGUCAGAAAGGUGGCACUUUUUAUAUGGUUAAUACCUCUAUAUUUGGACCAGGUUUAGAACAAGGAGAUAAAGCCCUGGCUAUGAAAAGACCUGAUAGAUCAGAGCUAUUAGUUGAGUUACAGCCGUCCACUGAUGAAGAUGGAGAAGAAGAGGAUAUGGAAUUAGAUCCUGACAUAUUUGAUGAUGAGAUGUCAGAUGAAGGGAAUAAUAGUAAAGAAAAUCAUCAAGAUGCUGAAACUAAGACACCAAAAAAGACUCCAGUGAAAAGAAGUGGUAGACCAGAACGUUCAGUGAAAUCACAGAAAAAAAGGCGUAAAAUAAUGCCAUCUGCUGAUAGUGAUGAAGAAUCAGGUGAUGAAUUUAAACCUGUAUCAGAUGAUAGUGAUGAUGAAUCGGGUAGUAGCGGUGUAGAUGAAGAUGAUAUAUCAGAUUUAGAUGAACAUUCCGAACCAGAAUCACCAAUCAAGCAAAUUAAGAAAAGGAAGCGUGAAUCGAAACCAUCCAGAAAUAAGAAAGUAAAAGCAGAGAAUACCGAUACUCCAAGCAAUAAAUCAAGUUUUCAACCUAAUGUAUCAAUCAACACCAAAUCAAAACUAUCGCUCUUCUCAGCACCUGAUUCAACAAGUGAACCAGGUGUAGAUAGUUCCAGUUUCCCACAUUUAAAACAUGAUUUUCUACAACCAGAAAAUAUCAGAGACAUAAAAGGUCGAAAGAAGUCUGACCCUGAAUAUGACCCGCGCACCUUGGAAGUUCCUGAGGAUUUCCUGAAGAAACAGACACCUGCGAUGAAGCAGUGGUGGGAAUUAAAAGCCCAUUAUUUUGAUACUGUUUUGUUUUUUAAGAUGGGAAAAUUCUAUGAAUUAUUUCACAUGGACUCUGUUAUAGUUGUUAAUGAGUUAGGAUUAAUCUACAUGAAGGGAGAGCAUGCCCAUUCAGGAUUCCCUGAGAUAGCAUACAGUAGGUAUGCUGAUGCACUAAUUGCUAAAGGUUAUAAGGUCGGGAGAUGUGAACAGACGGAAACACCAGACAUGAUGGCAGAAAGAUGUAAACAAAUGACAUCAAGUGUAACAAAGUUUGAUAAAGUUGUACGUAGAGAAUUGUGUCAGAUAUCAUCACAAGGUACUAAAACAUAUCAACAUUUAGAUGGGGAUUGUACCAGUUCUAAUAAUAACUAUCUUCUAGCUGUUGCUGAAAAGAGUAAUAAUACAGAUGAAUGUAGUAUUUAUGGUGUUUGUUUUGUGGAUACAUCCAUUGGAACAUUUCAUGUUGGUCAGUUUACAGAUGAUAGACAUUGUUCUAGGUUGCGAACAUUAAUAGCUCAUCAUACUCCUUCACAGGUAUUAUACGAGCGAGGAAAGUUAUCCCAACAUUCCAUGACACUUAUAAACACCAAUUUAACCUCCGUUAUCAAGGAAUCUUUAUCGUCAGGAUCAGAGUUCUGGGAUAGCAAUAAAACACUAAAGGUUUUAGCAGAAGCAGACUAUUUUAAAGAAACAGAAGAAUUUGAAUGGCCAGAAACACUAAAGGCUAUGUUAGCGGAAGGAGAUAGUAUGGGUAUGACAUCAGCAGAUGAUUAUGAACUAGCAGUUAGUGCCCUUGGUGCCAUGACAUGGUAUUUACAAUACUGUCUAUUAGAUGAAGAAUUGUUAUCAAUGAAGAAAUUUGAAGAAUAUAAACCUUUAGACAGAAAGAUCAAGGCUGUUGAAUUUGAUCAGAAACACAUGGUAAUAGAUGGAAUUACGUUAACUAAUCUAGAUGUCGCUGAAAAUUCUGUUUCUGGAGAUCAGCAAGGGACAUUACUCCACAAAUUAAACUUCUGCUCAACUCCAUUUGGAAAACGAUUGUUCCGUAAUUGGAUGUGUGCACCAUUAUGUCGGCCGGCUGCCAUUAACGACCGUCUGGAUGCUGUAGAUGAUUUAAUGGCAUCGCAGGAACUAGUGGAAGACAUUGUAGAAGUAUUGAAGAAAAUACCAGAUUUAGAAAGAUUACUUAGCCGAAUACAUGUUUUAGGAUCAGCUAAUCGUAGUAAACAUCAUCCAGACAGUAGAGCUAUAUUAUAUGAAGAAGUAACAUAUAGUAAAAGAAAAAUCGAAGACUUUUUGUCCACAUUAGGAGCAUUUGAAUCAUCUUUAAAAAUAAUUAAAAAAUGUCAAAAACAAAAAGAUAAAUUCAAAUCCAAACUGUUAAAAAAGAGUGUUACCAUGGAAAAAGAUGGUGGACAUUUUCCUGAUAUUGCUGAAAGUCUGAAAUUUUUUGAGGCUGCGUUUGAUCAUGAUAAAGCUAAGAAAGAUGGUAUUAUAAUACCUACUAAAGGUGUAGAUGAAGAAUAUGAUACAGCUGUUACAGAUAUAUUAUCUACAGAAGAUGAAUUAAAUACUUAUUUAGAUUCACAACGUAAAGCUCUUAGUUGUAGGGCAAUAGUAUAUUGGGGAACUGGUAAGAAUCGUUAUCAGAUGGAGAUACCAGAAGUUGCGGUGCCUAGAAUACCAGAUGAUUAUAAUCUAAUGUCUUCUAAGAAAGGCUGGAAACGAUAUCGUACAACAGAAAUAGAUGACAUGUUGGUUACACUAACAGACGCGGAAGAUAGAAAAGAUGCAGCACUUAAAGAUGUCAUGAGACGAUUGUUUCACAGUUUUGAUGAAAGACACAAAGAAUGGAGUGGUGUAGUAGAAUGUAUGUCAGUACUGGAUGUUCUGAUCUCCAUGUCUAAAUAUAGCCGCUGUAGUGAUGGUGUCAUGUGUCGACCAGAGUUCAUAAUGCCUGAUGAAAAUACACAGCCAUUUAUAGAGAUCCGUGAAGGUCGACAUCCAUGUAUAACUAAAACAUUUGGUGGAAGUGAUUUUAUACCUAAUGAUACUGUCAUAGGAACUAAAGAUGAUGUAGAUGACGAAGAAGAUGGUUGCUGUGGUAAUAGUAAGGUUGUCUUGGUUACAGGACCUAAUAUGGGUGGUAAAUCAACUUUAAUGAGGCAAGUCGGACUGAUAACAGUUAUAGCUCAAAUGGGAUGUUACGUACCAGCAGAAAAAUGUUGUCUGACACCAAUAGAUAGAAUAUUUACACGUCUGGGUGCUAGUGACAGAAUUAUGUCUGGUGAAAGUACUUUCUACGUCGAGUUGAGUGAAACCUCAGCCAUUUUACAACAUGCUACAAAACAUUCUUUAGUACUGGUAGAUGAAUUAGGUCGAGGAACAGCUACGUAUGAUGGAACAGCUAUAGCUUGUUCAGUUGUAGAAGAAUUAUCACGCAGUAUAUCAUGUCGUACUUUAUUCUCUACACAUUAUCAUUCAUUGGUUGAACAAUUCAGUCAUGAUCAAAACGUACGACUUGGUCACAUGGCAUGUAUGGUAGAGAAUGAGACAGAGGAUCCAUCUCAAGAGACAAUCACAUUCCUUUAUAAAUUUGUUAAAGGGGCUUGUCCCAAGAGUUAUGGUUUUAAUGCUGCAAGAUUAGCAGAUUUACCUGAAGAGGUUAUAAAAUGUGCCAUCAACAAAGCCAAAGAAUUUGAAGAAACUGUUGAGAAGGGGAAAUUACUCAGGAAAUUAUGGAAUGGUUGUUCUAAAGACACAGUUGAAAAGUUGAUAAAACAGACAUGAACUUUGCUGGGACAAAUCUAAAUGUUUUCACAAAUGAGUUUUGAUGUUUUACUUAAGACAAGAUAUAGAAUGAUAACCGUCAGAAACAUGCAGCUGUCUUAUUUUUGUAACAAGGCUAUUAUCAUUUGGACCAUAUUAAAUUAGGGUAGAAAAUUGGCAUAUCUUAGUUCUAAAUUUGUCUUUACUUUUGAAGUAAUAUGGCGUGUUAAUGUUCAAAGGCUCAAAAUAAUUAUGUCCAGCCACUCAGUCAGACAUAUACUAUAGAAAAUUAAAUAAUUCUUUUGUAGAUAUAUCACUUUUUACAUCUUUCAUUGUAUUUCUUUAUUUCAUGUUAAAUCAUUAAUUGUAAUUUAUCCGUGAUACACCAACAUUUGUUUACUUUAAAAGUAAUUCCAUAAUUAUUGUUAUAUUUUUUUUUAAAACGAGGAUAGAAUCAUUUAUUAUCGAUAUUAGGGCAACUGUAUCCUUUCUCAUUUGAGGGAUUUUAAAUUCCUUGCUAACUACAGUAUUGUGUGAUGUUGAUUCUGUCAAAAACUCAAUUGAUGGACCUGAUGCUAGGUUCUCACUCACAAAUCGUGGUGAUCCUAUCAGGUCUCAUCAUAUAUUGAGGUCAGUCCUAGCCAUCGUGUUGACCGUAUCAAAACGUAGCAGAUCGUGAACUCGAUUAGGGACAAUACUAUCGUAACACAUCGCACAACAGUCUGAGCCUAGGAUUAGUGGCUUUGAUAAUAUUAGGGCAAAAUGUAUAUUUUUAUGUGUAGUGAGAAAUAUUAGCUCCAUAUUUCAAUAUCAGUGGGUGUAUAUAUGAAGAACAAAAAAUAUAAUUUUUUAUUUCAACUUAUCAAAUAGUUUAUAAUAGUGCUAGAUAGAUUAUAAAAAAUGUUAUAUGAAAUUCUGUAUGGAUCUAAUAAACUAUC